Messenger RNA from Salvia hispanica, 1427 nucleotides. NCBI's taxonomy places the organism in Eukaryota, Viridiplantae, Streptophyta, Magnoliopsida, Lamiales, Lamiaceae. The record is from RefSeq and is a predicted model, not a curated record.
CUUUGUUAACUCAGCCUUGAAGUUAGAUCCAGACAACUGUAAAUCUUUAAGAGAUUCUCGUUUCAGUUCAUCUGUCGUCCCACCUAUGUCAAACUUGGUUGUGUCAAGGUGAUGCUCCUCAGUUUCUGGUGUACAUAUGCAGCUGUUGUUCAACCUGACUUAGAAUGUAGAUUUCCAUAAUUUUGUGUAGAGAGAUGUUUAGAAAAUCGAGAAGCGCAGCCCCUGAAGAGCUUGCCCCGUGUAUAAAUUAGGUGACCUGAGUGUGCCAUGUUGCUCUCAGAUCCUAGGCAGUUUUGGUGUAGCAAAAAGCUUUAGGUGAUUCCCAAUUACUUAGGAUGUAUCUGGAUUUCUACUGAAAUCCGUUGUAGACUGUAAUUAUUCUUUUUAAAUCAAAGUUGUGUAAGUUGUUCCAUUCAGCUUCUAAUGAAAUCGUGUGUUAUUCUAAAUUCUCUCUGGAAGCACGUUUUUUUUUGUAUGUGCUGACAUAGUAUUUAGUAAAUAUUAUUUGUUGCUUAAAAUGAAACAAAAUAUCCAAUUUCUUGCAGUUUAUAAGGUCUUUUAAAAUAAAUUUCCAGAAAUCCUCUGUCUAAGUCGUAGCCGUGUGGAGAAUGAUCACUCCAUAAAAUAACACUAAAAAUUUGAUUGUCCAAGUCAAAAUAUGUUUAUUAAGAGCAUUACAAUUUUCAAGAAUCUGGAAAACGAGUACUUAGUUUUACCUGAGACGGAUGACCUCCCACCCAAAUACAAUCCUUUUACCCAUAUAAUUACCUAAUCAAAAAUUGACCUGAUUGGUUUCUCACAGCAAAUUAUGAGAGGUAAUUGAGAUUGUUGAAUCUUCAAAGCAACAUUAGCCCAAUAAUUAUUAUGUGUGAAGAAUUAAAUUAAAGCCAGUGUGGGGGCCCUUGAUCAACUUAAGCUCUUUUUGUCAACUCCAUCACAUUUUCACCACUUUGGCAAACAUCUAGUAGGAGUACUAUAUAUGGAGUACUUUAUAUGAUGUUUCCAGUAAGCUACAAGGCAUGUCCAUGGCCACUUUCCACGGCCGCCGCCUCUCGGAGACCACCCUCGCCGCCGUGGAAUCACUAGCUCUGCCCCUUGUGCAAGAAGUGGUGUUUUUGGCUGAUUUCCGGUGCCCCAAGUGCCAGAGGAGGGUGGCGGAGAUUAUGGCCAAAAUGAAUGCAGGGGAAACUCAGUCGGUGGUGAUUAGUGUAUUGGAGAAGACGGUGACGCUGACGUGUGAGGGAAAGCCGGCCAGCCGGAACUCAUGGAGCAAGACACCCCUAUUGUUGCGCCUCUUGCGCUAUUCGUGCAAUUAACUUCUAACCUAAUGUACUUGAGGAUCAAGACACAUUUACUUACUUACUAGUGCAGAUUUGUAAAUAAUAUUCUGUCACAAUACUACAAUGUUUGGAACAUUUCCUUUUUUA